AUAAAAAGCAUACCAUCAAAGAAACAUUAACUAAAUUACACUAAAACUUUUCAAAUGAAUGAGGUUUAUUUGGAAUUUAAGAAAAAUGUUUAUGGUUUAAAAGAUUUGAUAGUUAUUCAAAUUGAGUUGUGGUUUAUUUUUGCCGUGGUUUAUUUAGAAUUCCCCGUUUAAUUUCAACCAGCUCGUUGAAAAGAAAAGAAAGAAUACACGUGCACCUCCACCCUUGGAACUGCAUCCGAAAUUUCCCUUGCAAUCGCAAACCGACACUUCAAUUUCUAGAUUUUUUUUAAAUUGUUGUCAUUUAAUUUGAUCGAGCUUUUUGUUCUCUUUUCAUGUCACCUCGCAUAUUCAAUCAACCCUCCAAGGAGAUAUUCAAGUUUUUUGUGGAAAAAGAAAACAUGGGUGUGGAUUACUAUGAUGUGUUGAAGGUUAACAGAAAUGCUACCGAGGAUGAUGUGAAGAAAUCAUACAGAAAGUUGGCCAUGAAAUGGCACCCUGAUAAGAACCCCAACAACAAAAAGGAAGCUGAAGCCAAUUUCAAACAGAUUUCAGAGGCUUACGAGGUGCUGAGUGACCCUCAGAGAAGGUUGGUUUAUGAUCAGUAUGGAGAGGAGGGGUUGAAAGAUAAGCCACCGGACGAACCAUCAAAUGGGUUCAACCCCAGAAAUGCAGAGGAUAUUUUUGCAGAGUUCUUUGGAAGUAGCCCUUUUGGAUUUGGAUCAUCUGGGCCAGGGAAAUCUAAGAGAUUCCCCUCUGAUGGAGGGACUACAACAUUUGGUGGAUUUAGUGCAAAGGAUAAUAAUUUUCGAUCAUAUAGUACUGGACGGGGGAAUGUGCUAAAGAAGCCACUGCCUGUGGAAUCCAAACUGCCUUGCUCUUUGGAGGAAUUGUACACUGGCUCUACUAGGAAAAUGAAGAUCUCAAGGAAGACCGUGGAUGCUAACGGAUGGACAGUUCCGGAAACAGAGAUAUUGACCAUUGAUGUGAAGCCGGGUUGGAAGAAAGGGACAAAGAUUACGUUCCCUGAGAAAGGGAAUCAAGAACCAAAUCAAUUGCCAGCAGACCUUGUGUUUGUGAUUGACGAGAAGCCUCAUGAUGUGUUCAAGAGAGACGGGAAUGACCUUAUUGUGAACAAAAGGGUAUCAUUGGCUGAGGCCAUUGGAGGAACCACAAUAAACCUCAACACGCUUGAUGGACGAAUUUUAAAUGUUCAAGUCACUGACAUUGUGAGUCCUGGAUACGAGAUGAAUAUUGCAAAAGAAGGGAUGCCAAUAACAAAGGAGCCUGGUCAUAGGGGUGAUCUCAAGAUCAAAUUUGAUGUCAGUUUUCCUACAAAGUUGACCCCAGAGCAACGAGCAGGACUCAAGCGAGCACUCACAAGUUGAUCAUUCUUUUGAAUUGAGGCCAUUUGGAAGUGUAGUCAUCUAUUUAUCUUCGUACCUGUUCUUCAAUGUUUCUCAUAUUUGCCUACAAAGCUCUUGGUUUUCUUACCAUUUGUCUGUUUUUCUCCGUCAUUUGUUAUAGUUGUCCGUCGUUUUUACUUUUUUUGGGGAGGGGGAGGGGUGUUCUAAGUGGGUCUUUCCUUUGCUGUACUUCUUUGCUGAAGAUGUAAAUAUAAUAUAGGUUCUAAAUU
This is a messenger RNA of Vigna angularis (adzuki bean), 1633 nucleotides long. RefSeq lists its product as uncharacterized. Lineage: Eukaryota; Viridiplantae; Streptophyta; Magnoliopsida; Fabales; Fabaceae. The record is from RefSeq and is a predicted model, not a curated record. Gene Ontology annotation, cellular component: cytosol. Bases 333 to 1385 code for a protein of 350 amino acids. Gene Ontology annotation, molecular function: protein-folding chaperone binding. The transcript has 4 exons.